Molecule: messenger RNA, 2287 nt
Organism: Pollicipes pollicipes
Lineage: Eukaryota; Metazoa; Arthropoda; Thecostraca; Pollicipedomorpha; Pollicipedidae
Exons: 3
Coding region: 44-361 (105 amino acids)
Source: RefSeq, a predicted model, not a curated record
CGGCCGGCUGCAGUGGAGGCUCAGCGCUCUCACUACCGACAACAUGGCGAGCGUGGCGGCGCUGCUGACCUGUGUGGUGACCCUGCUGUGCGCCUGGCCGGCAGCCGUCGCCGGUCGCGGAGUCAGGGCCACUUCAGUGACCUGUUACUCCGUCCACGAGACGUUCCGUGUCGGCCAGGUCUUCUCCGACGACAACUGCAGACGGGUGAAAUGCAUCGACUUCAUGGGGCAAGGCUUUGUAAUCCCGGUUGAGAGGUGUCCGCUGCCGGAUAUCCCGGAGGGAGCCGAGUGCACCAUGACCGACGCCACCGAUGACGCGUUCCCGCUCUGCUGUCCGAAGGCGGUGUGCGGCAAGCUGUGAGCGCCGCCGGGCGCCGCCAUCGCCGCCGCGUCACCACCGCCGCCGCGGCGAAUCCGCUGCCGUGCCCCUCUCGCCCCGCGCCCCCUCGGGCCACGCCAGCCGACGUCCGUUCUUCGCACGCCAGAGUGCUGGCUGGUGGCGCCACCUGGUCCGGUGGCCCCAUGCCUACCGGCGCUUAGCAAGGGCUUCGAAGUCAGCAUGUUUUCUUUCUAGAUUUUCUUGUCCUAAGGUGUGGUAUGAGGUUAUUGUUUGCGCUUAAGUUAAGUUGACUGACAGCGAAUGGGCAUUUCUCAUAAGCAUGCGUCACGUAAGUAGGCGCUCAUUUCUGUCGCUCAAGGUUCGACCUCAAGCAAAUGUGCUCAUUAGUAGACGUGUGUAGAAGUUAAGGUGUCUGUGGUUAUGGUUCGUUAUACAUUACGCUAGGCACAAGCAGUGCAUCAUCGGCGUGUUCAUAUCUUUAAAAAUAACAUUUUUCGCUAUAGAGCUCCUUCUCCCUAGACAUGAGAAUAGCCAAUUGGUUCUUACGUUGAGUCAUUUUGAUACUUUUCAGAAGGUAUGACAUAUACAGCUGUAGGUGGGUACGGCUAUAAGAGUAGCAAUCGAGAUGGUGAAGAAUAGUAUCAGCAUUUUGUAGCUUUAAGCUGACGUGCCGUCCCACUAACUGCUGAAAUAUUUGCAGUGUUCGAAGCGUGAGUCCAGGCGAAUACCCAUUCAUGUUUUGUCACAGGUUAUUUUUCACGCACUCCAACCCUACUCAUUCGAAUGUGAUGUCUCUUCUUCGGUUUUGGUCUUGAACGCCGUACUGAGCAAAUGCACACAAAUGGUCGACAAGAACACGGAAAAGUGGAUGAUAACGACUCUUUUGUUUGAUUUGAAACAUAUAUGACAUGUUUACCAAAUGGCAACAUCUUGACGUGGAUGCAAGCCCUACACUGAAAACAACGUCAAUCCUUCUCGUAUGAACCGAUCUCGGAUAAUGUGUCGCUGAUUUGCCAUUCUGACCCCAUGCGAUUUCCCUCCGCCAUCUGGCUGUGCUCUACCUGCCUGUGCUCCGCCUGCCUGUGCUCUGCCAUCUGUGUGUGUUCACCCAGGGCCCCAUAAACAAGCUGUUGCAACUAAGCCAUUUAUAGACACAUGUAAUGGCUGAGGUCACAUGCGCCGGCGUCGGCGGCGGACGCCGGGAAUUCCACCGGAGAGUUAAAAGCGAAGCGGAGCGAAACGCCCUGCUUCGUGCACCUGACUGUCACGAGAGAACAUUUUUCCAGCCGCCAUCGAUCUGUCCCGACCUGCUCGGCUUGGAGAGGGCAGCACACCUUGCUCCACUUCCUGGGCACGAAAAGGGUCCCAAGAGAUAGAAUGAACGUUUGCAGUGCGUUACCGUGUCGCUUUCUUGACACUUUGCAGCUCUUGAGCGCCACUGGCAUCGUCGUUCCUUAUUUAGCGCGCUUCGAUUACGAUGGAAAAUAAAUGACGUUGGCCGUCACGAAUGCCUGGACGUCCGUCAGACCCGGGGCGCUCCGUUCGAAGCUCUUCGAGGGUGCCGUUGCUCGCGUGGCUGUGUUGGUCCCGCGAUCAAGAGAGAGAUCGGUGAUCACAGGAUGUGACACAUGGGAGGAUAGGAGGUCACACGCAGCGGGGUAUGGCAAACCCUCAUCCGCGCCCUUCCCUCCCUGCGUGCUGUGUCUGUCAGGUCCGCCUCAACCUCACAUGUUCCGCGUAAAAAUGCUGCAGGUAAGAAAAAUGGCACGAAUGCUGCUCAUCUGCAAUGCUCUUCAUGCUUUCUUCAGCGAAGUGAGAUCAGCACUAAUUACUUGGUUAUUGGAAUUGCUCUUGCGUCGUCAGAACUCUUCAUGUGACCGUUAUGGAAUGGCGCUUAUAGUCAAGGCCUCCAGCAGCUAAAUAAACAUUGAAAUGAGUCACUUUCCU